AUGUCCACUUGCAAUGCCCAAACCUCAAUCUUCUCACCUGAGCAUCCCGCCACUACAGACGCCCUGGAAAGCUUCACGGCUGCACAACAGAUCGUAGAUAUUCGCACCAUGACCGGCCAGUAUGUCGAAGAAGACUGGCACCUCACCAACAGUAUCACACCCGUGCUAUGCUUCACCACUGCCGUAUUAUACGCCCUCUAUAUCCUCUCUUUCCCGCCACCUACGCGCCUCUACCGCAGACUCUCCAUCCUCAUCCUCGCAAUACCAACAUGGUACGCAUUCCGGUACUCGGACCAACUCUGCCCGAACUACAACUUAGUCGACACUUUUGCGCGGACAUGUCUGAUAUGGUUCGCGCACAUGAGCUACGAGAUCUGUGUCGUGGAAUUUGCGCCAGUUCUAUCAGAAGAGAAACAUGAUAUGGGAGAGUGGGAACAAACGAAAGAGAAAGUCAGACAGGGAUACAAGGUACUUUUUGAUCGGAAUCAUACACAGGUUCUCCAACAGCAACAAAGACACCACAUACCGAGAAACCCCGAUGAGAUUUCAGCAACAAUGGAAAAGGCAGGGGAAGAGCAGUACACGGAGACUGACAAGAAGACCGACGAACCUGUCAUGUCAAGCACUCGUGUUCAGCAGGGUGUUGCGCUGCCGAUGGGACACCGCCACGGCUACUCGCGCUGGGGAUUCGUCAGCUACCAUAUCCUCAAGGGACUCUUUUACUAUGGCCUUGGAUACGUAUAUAAUCUCUACGAAACAUCAUACUCUCCCCUCGUUGAACCCCCCACCGUAUACAUGACACCGGAGCUUGCAUCUUAUUUCCAGUGCUUCGCACUGUCUGUGAAUUACCAAGAGCUAUUCUGGCGCUUAGAGUUCACAUUUGACUGGUGCGUAGUAUCCUUGUGGCAGUACGAAGGCUAUCACAGUAUGUUCGCCAUCUUCUACGUCGGUUCGGGGCUCGACGGACCGGAGGAGUGGUCUACAGCUCUCUUUGGUCCGUUUAGUAACGCGUGGUCGGUGAGACAGUACUGGGGUAAGCAUUGGCACAACUAUGUCUAUCACUCCUUCUCAGGCCAUGUCAAAUGUAUGACGCGGGGCUGGCUGGGUAUGAAGCUUGCGGACUCAACCCGAUUGAUCGAAAACACGCUCGUCUUCCUUGGUUCCGGGCUCAUGCAUUCGCUCGUGCGGUGGCAGCAGGCUCCCUGGGGCGAUUGUUGGGGUAUUGCCUGUUGGUACGUUGCGCAGAUGCUACCUAUGAUCUUCGAGUGGGGUGUGGCGACUCACUGGAGCAAGGUGCGGAGGUGGUUAGGGUUCAGGGCGGAUACGAGAUGGUUGAAUCGCGCGGAGUAUGCGAUUGGGUACUUGUGGGUCGCCUUCUGGUUCUUGUACAGUGUGCCCAAGUAUUACGAAACGAGGAUUGCAUGGACGGAUGCAAAAACGGUUAAGAAGUUCACGGCAGAGUUGGAGGCUGCUCAGGCUCUCAACGAGACAGACGCAGAUUGA
Alternaria atra is the source of this 1503-nucleotide messenger RNA. RefSeq lists its product as uncharacterized. The transcript has a single exon. The record is from RefSeq and is a predicted model, not a curated record. The coding region runs from base 1 to 1503 and encodes 500 amino acids. Lineage: Eukaryota; Fungi; Ascomycota; Dothideomycetes; Pleosporales; Pleosporaceae.